AUGGCCGCGGCCGCGGCGGGUGGAGCCACGGGCCCGGCCUCGGCCGCCCCCCGGCCCGCCGCCCCCGCCGCCCUUCGCCCGGGCCCCGCCGAGGUCCCGAUCCCCGGCCCCACUGCCAGGGCCCCGCCGCCGGCGCUGCGGAAGCGCGGGGACUCGCGGCGCCGCCAAGCCGCGCUCUUCUUCCUCAACAACAUCUCGCUGGACGGGCGGCCGCCGAGCCUGGGCCCGGGCGGGGAGAAGCCGCCGCCCGCCGAGGCCCGCGAGCCGCCCGCGCCGCCCGAGCCCGAGCCCGGCGCCCGCGCGGUCCCGCCGCCGCCCCCUCUGCCGCCGCUGCCCGGCCCGCCAGGGCCCCCCGCUGCGCCCCCCGCGCCCCCGGCCAGGGCCGCCCCCCAGAGCCUGCUCAGUCCCACUCAGGUGGUCGCCGGCCUGGCCCUGGACAUGCAGCGCCAGAGACGGCGCAUCACCUCCCAGCGCUGCUCCCUGGAGUUCUUGGAAGACAUGGUGGGGUGUGCCUCGGUGCAAAGAACCAAAAACAUAUCCGGGUCCCCGAGACAUAAAGGCCUGAAGAAGACCCACUUCAUUAAGAACAUGAGGCAGUAUGACACCAAGAGCAGCAGGAUUGUGCUGAUCUGCGCCAAGCGGUCCCUGUGUGCGGCCUUUUCAGUCCUGCCCUACGGAGACGGUCUGCGGGUCAGUGACCUGAGGGUGGACAGCCAGAAGCAGCGGCACUCGUCUGGCGGCGUCUCCGUGUCUUCUGAGAUGGUUUUUGAGUUAGAAGGCGUCGAGCUGGGUGCAGAUGGAAAGGUCGUGUCUUACGCCAAGUUCCUGUACCCCACCAACGCCCUGGUCAUACCCAAGACCGACGGCCAUGGCCUUUCAGGCCAGCCUCGGCCCAGCGUCCCCCGGGCUCUGCCAGGAUCGAGAUACAAGCCUGGCCCCACCAAGUCAGCACCAGCAGGCACAGAGCUAGGGAACGAUGCUAAUGACACCCUUGAGUACAACCCCAACCUCCUGGAUGACCCACAGUGGCCAUGCGGCAAGCACAAGCGUGUCCUCAUCUUCGCGUCCUACAUGACCACAGUGAUUGAGUACGUGAAACCCUCGGACCUCAAAAAGGACAUGAACGAGACCUUCAGGGAGAAGUUCCCACACAUCAAGCUCACGCUGAGCAAAAUCCGGAGCCUGAAGCGGGAGAUGCGCAGCCUCUCGGAGGAGUGCAGCCUGGAGCCCGUGACCGUGUCCAUGGCCUACGUGUACUUCGAGAAGCUUGUGCUACAGGGCAAGCUCAACAAGCAGAACCGCAAGCUGUGCGCUGGCGCCUGCGUGCUGCUCGCUGCCAAGAUCAGCAGCGACCUGCGCAAGAGCGAAGUCAAGCAGCUCAUCGACAAGUUGGAAGAACGAUUUCGGUUCAACCGACGGGACCUGAUCGGGUUCGAGUUCACUGUGCUGGUGGCUCUGGAGCUUGCCCUGUACCUGCCUGAAAGCCAGGUGUUACCUCACUACAGACGCCUCACCCAGCAGUUCUAGACACGGCGCUUCUGCCUGGCAGCAGCCCUGUCCUUCCUGGCCGAAGCCUGCAGCUGCCCAGGUGUGGAUGCGGCGCCAAAGCCCAGGUGCACACCACAAGGUCCACGCACCACCCGGCGCCUUCCCUGCCCCUCAUUUACCCACUUUGCUUUCACUCCAAAGUGACCACGUCUCCCACACAUUUCUAGGAAUUUUCCUGGGUUUUUCGUGAACAAAAUGUGGGUUUUGGUUAGUUUUUCAUGGGCCUGAGCCCGGCUGGGCUGGUGCCAGGACCCUUGCCUACACGGCAGGUGGAUUCUGACGGUGGCCGGGCUUCCCCUUCCUGUACUGGCAGCCUCCGGCCGCCUGUCGGGAGCCCUCUACCAGCAUCUCCGGGGAGGUCUGGAUCUCCAGGCCUUCCAGAGCAAGCUCAAUUGCUCUAGUUUAACUUAUUUGAGCAUUAACGCUCGGACCUCUGGUUUCUCAAUGAACUCCUGAGGGCCGGCCUGCCUCCCAGGCCGCCACACACUGGCCCUCCUGCCCAGCUCAGCCCCCUGGUAUCCUUUUGCCUCCAGCAUCCAGAUAGGGUUCCUGACAGAGCUCAGGUGAAGCUAACAAGACCGACCUCCUGACCUUAGCCUCGUUUUUACUCCUGGACUUCCGUUCUUCUGAGCAUCGUGACACUGCAAAAUCCCUCCUGAGGCCCCGUGUGCUGCCAAUCCGAACUUGCAGCAGAUGGUAGCUCACACCUUAUGUGAGAACCCGCCUUCUGUCCUGGUGCCAGGGAAACCCACGUAACCUGCAUAAAACCUGUCUCCACUCUGGACUUUAGGAAAACAACUGCGACUGCUGGUUCUCCGUUCCUGAUUUUCCCAAACAAUAUUGUAACUGAGAAAGAUAAUGUAUUUAUUAUAAUUUGGGAUAGGGUUCUGUGGCUCUUUUUUAAGAGAACAAAAAUGUGUUAAAUGAGGUCUGCUAACAUUAGAACUUAAACACUGAUACUUGACCCAGAAGUGAGGGGGUUCUCCUGCUGCCGACCAAACCUCCACACCCCCCACAGCAUCCACCACAGCCGGCACAAAGUGGCCCAGGCAGUGGCCUCAACAUUCCCUGCAGGCCUGUGCUGGGUAGCUACGGCUCAUCCGCUGCCCCUGCAGACAAAGUCCUUCAGGUGCUGACUUGGUGUGGCCUGCGCGCCUGCUUGCUGCCCCUGUGGAUCACUCUGAGGAGAAGACUGUCACACUUUUGUCUUCACAGGCUGGCUGGUCUCAAAAAAACAUGCAUUUCAGCUUGGCCAGACCCACAGCUGCCCUUUACCCUGUGUAUCACCGGCGAGGGCUCCUGGAUGACCCCCCCAAUACAUCACAUCCAUGUUUGUGUGGACUGGUGCUUCUGCUGAAGUGAGAUGCCAGUUGUCACCACCAUCAGCAAUUCAGCUGAGACCCCCAGCAGAGGUGCACCUGCUUCAUUGGUCAGCUCAGCUGGCCAGCCUUCCACUCGGCCCCAAAACCAGUAACCGGCAGGAAUACAGUGGGAAGCCACAGAACAGAGAACAAAACUGAGACAUCCAGGACAGGAGGGCUGGACCAUGGAUGCUGCUAAAAUGUGUUGUCAUCUCAGUAACUCCAUGUUACAGACACUGAAGGACCUCCCAUUUACAGCCUAGCCUUGGGAUGCGUGUCCUCUCAGGCAUUUCUAGACUGGCAGAGUGGCUGGCAAACGAAGUAAUUAAGCUUCUGUAUUUAUGGUCAGAGUUUUUUACCAAACUCUUCCCCUCCGUGUAUUUAUCCUUAAUGCCAAGAGCUGCCACCACAUGGUACUGAAAACUUAACUGCAACAAAACAGUCAAUACUUAAACCAAAAUUACGCUGGAAACGUCACCCUGGAGAACAAGUCCAGAUGUGUGACCUGUGGGUAAGGUGUUUGCUGGGCUUAUGGCCAGAGGGACCCCAGUUGGUGCUGCCCGGCCGCCAACACCUCCUGUGUAAAUGACCAUGUGGAUCUCAGGAUAUUGUAGCUGUUUGUCGUAUCUGUCUUCAAAGGGGUAAUGAAUUUGUUUUGAAAUAAAAGAUGGUUUUGUUA
Messenger RNA from Loxodonta africana (African savanna elephant), 3588 nucleotides. RefSeq names its product Cdk5 and Abl enzyme substrate 2 (gene CABLES2). The record is from RefSeq and is a predicted model, not a curated record. Lineage: Eukaryota; Metazoa; Chordata; Mammalia; Proboscidea; Elephantidae. The coding region runs from base 1 to 1527 and encodes 508 amino acids. Gene Ontology annotation, biological process: regulation of cell cycle. The transcript has 10 exons.